Molecule: messenger RNA, 444 nt
Organism: Rhizoctonia solani
Lineage: Eukaryota; Fungi; Basidiomycota; Agaricomycetes; Cantharellales; Ceratobasidiaceae
Product: chaperone protein DnaJ
Exons: 5
Coding region: 1-444 (147 amino acids)
Source: RefSeq, a predicted model, not a curated record
AUGCAUGGCGCCAAUGACAUGUUGAACAGAGUGUUGUUGGCUAUAUGGGCAGACUUUCUGGAUGGAGAUUUCGAACUCAUCAAAAUGUUAUUGCGGUCCUUUGGAGAAGUAAACCCAAAGCUAAAGUUCGGGGACGAAACGAUAGAGGCACUCCUUCAAGCUCUGGUUAAUUUGCGGGAAGUUGUUGUUUCAGGACAACAGCAUUUUCGUUUACUUAAGUUUGAGAUGAUGCGCUUAUACGAGAUUCAACAUGCUCUUCGACAACUCUCAUAUUUUGAUGUACCUGGGAGGUUGAAGCUUACGAUUCAAUUAGCACGCUUAACUCUUGCACUUCCAGUGAAUGUUGACAAAGCAAUCAUGAACAACGCGAAGAGAACAGUCAACAGGAAGUCGGAGUUGGUAGACCUCGUGGACGGUACUUACCCUCCAGCAUCCACUCCGUGA